Messenger RNA from Nicotiana tabacum (common tobacco), 698 nucleotides. Its product is annotated as cytochrome c. NCBI's taxonomy places the organism in Eukaryota, Viridiplantae, Streptophyta, Magnoliopsida, Solanales, Solanaceae. Gene Ontology annotation, molecular function: heme binding; electron transfer activity. The record is from RefSeq and is a predicted model, not a curated record.
CACCAUAGCCCAUGCUAUAAAGCCGCCUCCUUUUCUUCCUUGUUAUUUCCUUGUACGCCACCAAAAACCUAUAAGCUUUCUCCUUCUUCUUGCUUUCUACUUUCAGAAAAUCAGAAAAAGCCUCAAAUUCAAAAAAUGGCAUCUUUCGCAGAGGCACCACCAGGUAACGAAGCAGCAGGGGCAAAGAUCUUCAAGACCAAGUGUGCUCAAUGCCAUACUGUGGAACAAGGUGCUGGUCAUAAACAAGGACCUAAUUUGAAUGGACUUUUUGGAAGGCAGUCUGGAACUACUGCUGGUUACUCCUACUCUGCUGCCAAUAAGAAUAUGGCUGUGAUGUGGGAAGAAAAGACUUUGUAUGAUUAUUUGCUCAACCCCAAGAAGUACAUACCUGGAACAAAGAUGGUUUUCCCUGGUUUGAAGAAGCCACAGGAGCGUGCAGACCUCAUUGCCUACCUGAAAUCUGCUACUGCCUAAGGAAUUACCGACAGAUAUUUUCUAUUUUGUAGUCUGAUAGGCAUGUUUUGCUGUGCGGAGGAAGAUAAACCAUUGAUUUUUUGAAGUAAUAAGUUGACCUCUUUUGGUCUGGCUCAUUUGUUUCCAGAGCACUGGUUCAUACAAAAAUUUUUGUUACCUUCUGAAGAAGAGGUGAAAAACACUUGGCAGACAAUGCCAAUUUUAAUAUCAUUCUCUUAUGACUA